AUGAUCAGCACAAAUGGUGAGAUGCACAUCCCUUCUUGCAAUGAGGACAAGCAGCUAACACUGGAUUCCCAGGCAAAACAAUCACUCGAAGAGCUUCCGAACGAAGUACUCCUCAGCAUCCUGUUCCAGAUUUCCGAUAAAAAGUCACUCCGGUCCCUGGUCCUUGCAUCCCCAGCAUGCCAUGCAGUCUAUCUCACGGUGCGAAGGAAGGUGCUCUACUGCAUCCUGAAAAGACAAUACAGCCAAUUCCUCCCCGACCUGUCGGAAGCGAUUGCAGUCAUCCGAUCUAAAGGUCUAUACAUGGAGGCGGACGGAGAAAAAGCGAUUGCCUUCUUGGACAGCUGGCGUCGUCGAGACGAGAUCCGGGAACUCAACUUGACACCAACCACCCAACUGUACGAGCCCAGCAGUCUAGAAGAGAUCAUCGAGCUAUUUCGUUUCUAUCAUGAAAUGGAUUUCUUUGUAGAUGACUACUCGAAGAAUGUGCCUCGUCCGACGUGGAUGAACGCCAACAAGUGGCACAAUGAAGUCCUCCCCCUAACCCUGUCUGCGACGGAAAAGUUGCGAAUUUUCAAAGCCUUGUGUCGACUUCAGCUUGAUGCUCAUAUCUUUGGAAGGGUUGAGGAGUCGCCAUUUGGCGAGGUCAGGAGAUUCAGUAAGGACUUGUUCAGUAAUGACUUGGAUCUUUUCUUUCAAGAGGAUGCAUGGCGUUUGUUCUUCGGGACCAUGGCUCCUUGGGAGUGGCAAGAAAUGGGAUGUGUUUGGGAGUACCUGGGAACCAAGCUCAAUCCCGUCUACGAGGAAAUAUACAACAGCCUGAAGGACUGUGGCUGCGACUAUUUCAGGGAUCUUCCAAAGGAUCAGCGACUACCAGGGCGUGUGCUCAAGACUCUCACGGAUCUGACGAGACUCCGCUUUCAUACCGAAACGUUCCUUUCUCUCGGCCCCAGGUUUAUCUACAAGGUUGUUCAUGGUCCCUUUAUGGACCGGCGCAAUUGGAUCGCGGCCAAUGCAGGAGUACAUGUGGUGACACCAAUCUUCGACUGGUGGAAGCCUUGGGAUAGAAGGCCAGAAUUUCUAUACCCUGCCGACAAGUACGACCUGCAUAAUAUUGGAGCGUGCGUAUCUGGACUCCCAUCCACCGAGCAACCCAACUACGGCUGGAUAACGAGAGUGGUGAAAAGUCUUGAUACGACUAGCGAAGACACGUUCUGGCGGACUAUGGAAGAUAGCCCGUGGCCACGUGAGCAAUGGAGGUGGGGAUAUGCCAUCUGGGACAGUGUGAAGCUGAAGGAAUGGAAAGCGCAUUUGAUGAAGUUUUGA
Aspergillus melleus is the source of this 1323-nucleotide messenger RNA. RefSeq lists its product as uncharacterized. The transcript has a single exon. The coding region runs from base 1 to 1323 and encodes 440 amino acids. Lineage: Eukaryota; Fungi; Ascomycota; Eurotiomycetes; Eurotiales; Aspergillaceae. The record is from RefSeq and is a predicted model, not a curated record.